AUGAAAGCCCUGCCCGCAGGCAGCAUCCAGUUAUUUAGGGUGCCGUCGGCGGUGUUUAUCCACGGGAGAAUUUGGCGUUUGCACUUACCGCACGGAAGACUUACCGAGAAUUGUCAACCUCGUUCUCUCGUACAUAAAUUCCUAUUAUUUGCUGUUCGUAUCUAUCUAUCUAUCUAUCUAUCUAUCUAUCAGUUUGUCCAUAUCUAUCUAUCUAUCUAUCUAUCUAUCUAUCUAUCUAUCUAUCUAUCUAUCUAUCUCAGCCUCUUAAUAUCCAUCUAUAUUAGAUUGUUCCUAUCUAUCUAUCUAUCUAUCUAUCUAUCUAUCUAUCUAUCAGUUUGUCCAUAUCUAUCUAUCUAUCUAUCUAUCUAUCUAUCUAUCUAUCUAUCUAUCUAUCAGUUUGUCCAUAUCUAUCUAUCUAUCUAUCUAUCUAUCUAUCUAUCUAUCUAUCUUGGUCUGUUCAAAUCUUUCUAUCAUAUUCAUAUAGAUAAAUACAGAUUAUCUAUCUAUCUAUCUAUCUAUCUAUCUAUCUAUCUAUCUAUCCGAGUCUGUUCAUAUCUAUCAGUUCACAUCCUUCUUUCCAUCUUUGCAUCCUAA
This is a messenger RNA of Acanthosepion pharaonis, 594 nucleotides long. Lineage: Eukaryota; Metazoa; Mollusca; Cephalopoda; Sepiida; Sepiidae. The record is from the annotation of a GenBank genome assembly.